AUGAGCAUGACACUCAAGUACAUCCUGGACCAGAUCUGCUUCGCAACUUACGACUUCCUCUAUCUGCGCAUCGAUUUCAAGAAGUGUGCCAAUGUCGGCUACGCUUUCAUCAACUUCACGGAUGUCGGCGGCAUGCUGAUGCUCCUCGAGAUGGAGUUCCGCUCAUGGCCUGGUUUCAUCUCCGACAAGAAGUUCGGGAUCUCGUAUGCGACAAUCCAGGGACGCGAGGCGCUUGUUCAGAAGUUCCGGAACUCCUCGGUCAUGCAGGAGACGCCCUAUUGUCGCCCGCGCCUCUUCAUCACCCAGGACGAAGCAGAGAUGAUGAACUCCAUUCGCCACGCCGGUACCGAGCUGCCUCUCCCCCGCCCCGACAACAUCUCGAAGCUGCAGCGCUCCAUCGAUAGUGCUCGUAGCACUGGCCUGUUUGCCCCUCGAGGAUACUCUGCCGGCAUGGAGUACCGCCAUCAUUUCAGCACGUUCGACCGCGGUAGCCCCCGAGACAACCUUCAGACCGCCAUGCACCACGCUCAUCAGCACGCUGCUCCCCUCGUGUUCGGCGGUAUAACUGAGGCUCAGAAGCAGAAGAUCGAGGCCUGGUACCUGCACGUCUUCGGCGGCGGCCACCGCGGCGCUAUCCCCUUCGACUCCAUCCCGAUGACCCAUAUUCAACUCUACUUCGAGGAGCACCCCCAUCUUGCGCCAGUUCGUCUGACCAUGGCUCGUUCUUCCGGCAGCGGCAACGGCACCCCUCGGCGUUCGGGACGCGGUUCUGAUAGCGACAACUGGCGUGGAGGCUCCUCUGGUCCCUCCCAGGGCAACCGCAAGCGCUUCAUGUAA
This is a messenger RNA of Alternaria ventricosa, 837 nucleotides long. RefSeq lists its product as uncharacterized. The record is from RefSeq and is a predicted model, not a curated record. The coding region runs from base 1 to 837 and encodes 278 amino acids. The transcript is spliced from 2 exons. Lineage: Eukaryota; Fungi; Ascomycota; Dothideomycetes; Pleosporales; Pleosporaceae.